AUGGAUACCCUACUGGUAAGUCCCUCAAGCCCGCGGCCAAACACAACCCUAACAACCGCAGUCCCAACUCGACGCCCUAGUCCUCAAGCCCGAACUCGCGCCCUUACUGUCACUAGUGAAAGGCGCCCGCAAUGGAAUCGUCUACGGAUCGAAAGUCCGUUUUCCGCAUGCGCUGGUCUGACCAACACCUCUUCAAACUAUAGAAUGAUAUUCCUCUUCAGAUCCGGAACUAUACGCGAAAAGACAAAGCUCGUUUUCAAAGCUACCCGCCAACAUGCGCGCAACCUCUCGACUUUCGCAAUCAUUUAUAAAGCGUCCAUGAUCCUUCUUCGGAAUAUCCCUGGUGGAACCGGGAAGGAGGGUCGAUAUGAUACUUUCUUUGCAGGCCUGCUGGGCGGGUAUGCGGUGUUUGGACGACAGCCGGGCAGUAUUAGCCAGCAGAUCGUCAUUUAUGUUUUUGCGCGCGUGAUGCUUGCGCUUGCCAAGAUCGCCAUUCAACCGAAUAUGCACCCGCUCUCCUCUCUUAUCACACCCGAGACUCGCACCAAGAUGACCGAUAAUGCAUACCCGGUCUUUGCGAGCAUGACCUGGGCGAUGGUCAUGUAUAUCUGGCGGUGGCACCCGGAGACUUUGGCGUCGAGUUUGCGGAGUAGUAUGGUGUACAUUUAUGGUGACUCGGAUCAUUGGGAUUCUUUGCGUACGCUGUUGUUGCAUAAUAAAUGA
This is a messenger RNA of Penicillium brevicompactum, 723 nucleotides long. RefSeq names its product Tim17/Tim22/Tim23/Pmp24 family protein. The coding region runs from base 1 to 723 and encodes 240 amino acids. The transcript is spliced from 5 exons. Gene Ontology annotation, cellular component: peroxisomal membrane. Lineage: Eukaryota; Fungi; Ascomycota; Eurotiomycetes; Eurotiales; Aspergillaceae. The record is from RefSeq and is a predicted model, not a curated record.